AUGCCAGGCAAUAUUAAAGAAGCCUUCUUAAAAUUAGAUCAUUUUUAUUUUUCUUAUGAAAAAGAUAACAUUAAUUAUAUAUUUCUAUUUACUUAUGAAUAUAAUAUUAAUGUACCAACCUUAAUACUUAGAUUUAUGAUGGUUAAAAUAUAUGGUUAUUAUAGAUUUUUCAAAAACAUAUAGAACAAAGGAAAUCUAAAAGAGAAAUUAAAAGAAAAAUCAAUUCUUUUAUAGAUAUGAUCUAAUAAACAUUAGAAAAUAAUUAUUAAUAAUAAAUAGUAGAUACUUUAAUUCUAAAGAUCUUAUUUAAAUUCUAAUUGACUCAUAGAGUUUUUAUUAAAAAUGUGUUAAAUCUAGGUGAAGAUCUAAUCAUCUAAAAUGAAGAUUUAUUCAGUUUCAAAAGAUUUUACUUUAGAUUUAUAUGA
This is a messenger RNA of Paramecium sonneborni, 425 nucleotides long. NCBI's taxonomy places the organism in Eukaryota, Ciliophora, Oligohymenophorea, Peniculida, Parameciidae. The record is from the annotation of a GenBank genome assembly.